Beta vulgaris subsp. vulgaris (sugar beet) is the source of this 1232-nucleotide messenger RNA. RefSeq names its product aquaporin TIP3-1. Gene Ontology annotation, biological process: transmembrane transport; water transport. The coding region runs from base 254 to 1027 and encodes 257 amino acids. NCBI's taxonomy places the organism in Eukaryota, Viridiplantae, Streptophyta, Magnoliopsida, Caryophyllales, Amaranthaceae. Gene Ontology annotation, cellular component: membrane. Gene Ontology annotation, molecular function: water channel activity. The transcript is spliced from 3 exons. The record is from RefSeq and is a predicted model, not a curated record.
ACUAAAAAACGUCACCUGUCUCUCUCUUAGUUUCCCUGAAAUAUUCACUUCUCAAAGUGGUGCACAAAUUCAACUUUAAUUUUGAGAUCUGUGUAUCUCGAAUAGUCUUAAGGUUUUGUUCUUGAUUGUUAGAAAUAGUCAAGUGUUUGAAGUGGUAUCUUAUUUGCUGUAGAUCAUUUAACUUUAACUUUGUGUGUGGUAAGUAACCUGGCUUAGCGAGCUUAGCAGUUGGGCUCAUAGGGAAAAAUUGGGCAUGGCACCGCCUCGUCGAUAUGCGUUCGGAAGGCCCGAAGAGGCCACCCAUCCUGACUCCAUGAGAGCUACUUUGGCUGAAUUUAUCUCUACUUUUAUCUUCGUCUUCGCAGGCGAAGGCUCCCAGCUCGCUCUCCGGAAGUUAUAUGGUGUGGAAGCACCAGCAGGAGCCUCGUCUUUGAUUAUGAUAGCUUUGGCACAUGCAUUUGGGUUAUUCGCAGCUGUUGCAGCAAGCUUAAAUGUAUCAGGAGGGCAUGUUAACCCAGCUGUUACUUUUGGUGCCCUUGUUGGUGGCAGAGUCUCUUUUCUCCGUGCUAUCUUAUAUUGGAUAGCACAACUCUUGGGUGCAAUCGUCGCAGCUUUACUAUUGAGGCUCACUACUGAUGGCAUGAGGCCGAUGGGGCUUGGAGUGGCAUACGGGGAAGGUAACAUUAAUGCUUUGGUUCUAGAAAUAGUGAUGACAUUCGGUCUGGUGUACACAGUUUAUGCUACUGCCAUUGACCCAAAAAGAGGUAGCUUAGGAACCAUUGCACCUUUAGCCAUCGCGCUGGUUGUAGGGGCAAAUAUCCUCGUUGGUGGACCAUUUGACGGAGCAUCAAUGAACCCAGCAAGAGCAUUUGGACCGGCAUUGAUUGGAUGGAGAUGGAGGCAUCACUGGAUUUACUGGGUCGGUCCAUUGAUAGGAGGUGGGCUUGCAGGGCUUAUAUACGAGUUUAUUGUGAUUCCUACUGAGCCGCCUCAUGCUCAUCAACCGUUAGCACCAGAAGAUUACUAGUUAUGUCUUCAUAAAUAUGUAAACAAUGCAUAGUUCCUUUAUGUUCUCUAGGAGUGUUUGAUUUUGAAGUCUUAUGUGAGCGUUUUCUUAUUUUUCUUUUUGGUAUUUUGGUUGUGUGCAUUCUCUUUGUUAUGGGCAUGUUCUUAGAAGGCAUAUACUUUGAUAUGUUCUCUUAAAUAAAAUGUCUAAAUUGCCUUUUGUUUAA